This is a messenger RNA of Pocillopora verrucosa, 4081 nucleotides long. Its product is annotated as LIM domain and actin-binding protein 1. Gene Ontology annotation, biological process: actin filament bundle assembly. Gene Ontology annotation, cellular component: actin cytoskeleton; plasma membrane. Lineage: Eukaryota; Metazoa; Cnidaria; Anthozoa; Scleractinia; Pocilloporidae. Gene Ontology annotation, molecular function: actin filament binding. The record is from RefSeq and is a predicted model, not a curated record.
GCCUCUUAUUUGACCCGCAUAUGCCUCUAGAGGAUCAAAGACUUCAGCAAAGGCGGAAUUUACCAAUGUUUGUUCGGCCUAAGACCUUACUUUGGUGCACAGUGGUGUGAUCAUUUCUCGGAUUUAUCAAGAAAAAAGUUGCUCAGAAGGUCUUAACCAUGGCGGAGGGUGGUUUGAAAGGCUCUCGCUCAGCUGAAGGGUUACACGAAAAAGAUAAACCUGGCAAACUAUCAUCUGACCUAUUAAACAAGUUCAAAUCAGAUCCUGCAUUGACUUGCCUACAGCCGUUACCUGUGGGACAUGGCCUGCUUAGUGCACAAUCUUUCACAUCAAGUUCUGAGGAGAUGUCAACCUCACAAGGAAACAUUAAAUUAGCUCAGACAAGUGCCGUAAUCAAAGUCCCUGACAACAGCAGAGACCCUCUCUCACCCAGCAGUGGUGAUGAGGAUAUACUUUCUGAUGAUGAAACAGGCACUACCAAAGAUAAAAAGAAACGGAAAUCCAGGUGGAAGUGGAGUCCUUUGAAAAGGAUGAAAAAAAUAUUCAGAAGAAAGAAAAGCCCCACACGAGUUAAAUCUUGUGAGGAAAUUCCAGCAGAGCAUUACAAACCAACUUUUGGGGUCUCAUCACUGGAGGAUGAUGCCUCAUUAAGGAAUCGUACCAAGUCAGAACCUUCCUUAGCUGAGGCAAAAACUAAGAGUCCACAAGCUGUUGUUGAGUUGCAUGAAAGAAGAAACACUUUUGACAAUCCUGUCCAAACAGAGCAGAGUAAGCCUAUGAAUAGGCCUUCUGGCGAACUAAUAAAAACCUUGGAAACAGAAGGUAAAAGCCAAGAAAGUAUAAGCAAGGUACCUUUCAUGUCUUCAGACAAAAUAGCAAGCCAAGUAGACUCCACUGGUCUGGGUUGGAAGAUAAUAAGUUCUGACAGUGGUACUGAAGCUGCAGUCAGUUUUGAAAAGUUGCCGAGUGCUUCAUCUUUAGAGGGACUUCAAGUUGCACGUGAUAGAAUAAAAGUUGCUCCAAAACACCGUAGACCACCCAGUAGAGCUCUCUCCAACAAGUCAUCCAAGAACAUGAAGGGGAAUCCACUGAAACCACACAGGCAGUCCAAAACUGAUCCACAAGAGUUUUCUUCCAAAUCCAGUACAGUUACAGAGUCCAUUGAAGGAAAGGGAAAUAGUGAAAAUUCCGAUGUUAUCAACGUUACAAUAUCUGAAGAUACAGAAAUAAAGAAUGAGCCAGGGAGGGAUGAAAUUGUGGCUGAGUUAAAAGCAAAUGGAACUGAAAUUCUCAAUAAGGCGUUGCGAUCUUCAACAGUACUUGAAAAGAAGGAAGAGAAUAAUUUGAUCUCCCCUGGUGACGUGUCCAAAGCCGAAGACAUAAUUGAAACGAAGGGUAUACAGGAACAGGAGACCACUGUGGGAAGUAUUGAAGCAUCCAUUAGAAUUGGUGAAGACAAUGAAGAUAAAAGUUUUAAUAGGAAUGAGAAAGAUACUACCAUUCAGAGCAAAGAAAGUGUGAAGACUCAGAAGAAGGUGUCUGAACCAAGAGAAGAAGUUCCCCAAAAAUAUUUCACAAGCAAAGAAACUAGUAGACCUUUUCUAGACCUUAAUAAGGGGUCUAAAUCACUCUAUAACUUUGAGAAAGACAGUGCCAUUCAGAGCAAAGAAAACCAGAAGACUCAAAAAAAAGAAUCAGAUCUAAGAGAAGAAGUUCCCCAAAAAAAUUUUGCUGGCAAAGAAAUCAGUAGACCUUUUCUAGAUCUUAACAUGAGGUCUAAAUCACUCAAGAACUUUAAGAAAACAGAGCAAACAGAGGAGUCACCUGUGAAGUCACCACUGCAAAGAGGAUUCUCAUUAAAUAGCAUUAAACAGAAUGGUGAAAAAUCUGAUCUGAAACUUGAAAAACUAGAGAAAAAUAGAAAACAAGGAAAAAACGUUAUUGAACAAAGUAAAAGUCUUGUGGUUAAGAAUUUAUCACAAAUAAGUCAGGCCUGCAAAGUGCAAUCCUUGGCUUUUGUUCCUGCCUCACCAUCAAAGGCUUUUGAUGCAGACAAAGUACCCCAUGAAAAGGAAAAGGCUUCCAAUCAACCAGCCUGGAUAGCUUUAGCCAACAGAAGAAGUAAAAGAUUGUCACAGUUACUUAAUGACACUCAAGACAAUCAGGUGUCACUGGAAAUGAAAAAAGAGUCUGCCUCUGCUGUGAUCUUACAGCCCAACAACCAAGGCGAUACAUCAGAUCCAUCUGACAAGAAGAAACCAAAAUUACCAACUAAACCAGAGAGGCUAACUAAAAAGACCGCUAGUAACGAUGUAACAAAUGAGACAGAGAAGCGCAAAGCACUAAAUCAAUCACCUUCAGGUGGAAGAGAUUUGCCUCGAGAUAAGUGUGUGGUAUGUGGGAGGACUGUUUUCCAAAUGGAGAAAUGUAACUUUGACAGCAGUGUGCUUCACCGUCAAUGCAUCAAGUGCUCUGUAUGUAAGAGACUUCUAACAAUUGGAAACUUCGUCAUAGCUGAAAGCAAAGUUUACUGUAAACCACAUGGACAAGUGGUGUCUGUCUCUUUGUAAAUCAGAGAAUUCCUUGGUGAGAGGGAUACAGAGGCAUGCAUUAUAAUUACCUCUGACCUUGUACAGCACACUAGAAACUACUGGUAGCAAAUUAUUCCGUACACUCGCAAAUGAUAUACGAGAUGAAUCAUACUUUCCUUAACUACUAUACACUGGAUAACAUACCACUGGUGCACCUCACUGUAGGGUUAUCACCUUCACAAGUUUUCGUAUGCACUGCACUGCACCAGAGGUAGAGAAGUUACUGCACAGUCAAAAAUGCACCCAUCACGGCACACCAAAUCACUGCAGGUCGAAGCGAUCCAUCCCUCAAUGUAAUUUACAACUGCUAAGUCUAUUUUAUUUCGAUGCUUCUUAACGACCAAACGUCCUGUUGCACUUUUUGAGGACGAGACGAUUUUUCUGAGUCAGCUCCUAUAUAAUGGACAAAAGUUGUUUCUUUGAGUCCACCCGCAAAGUUAUUGGUAUCAUCCUUACUCAAACUUCAUACGACUAAUGAAACAUUGGUAGAUAUUGUAGUUUCUGCCAGUGGUAUUUAAUAAAACUUUAAUAUGCGGUAGUUCUAGCUAGUCUAAUAUAUGGUGUUAUGAUGCCUUUUCUCUUUUUAUCAGAUAGAUAAUGGAGGUGUUUUCUUUAUAAUGAAUCAACAAUCAUUCGGUGUUGAUAUCUGUUGACGGAAUUUAUUAAACGAUUUUAUCUUCCUCAGUGACUGGGAAAGGGUCCAGCUGAUCAUACUUGAUUCAACUAGGUAUCAGUGACAUGGAAUCGCGGUGGCCAUAAUAUCAUGUAAAAUUGUUACCAUAACGAUUUUGACGUAAGGUAAAGAGAAACUGCGGUUGUUGUAUAGACCAGCGCUGGCUUUCACUAAAAACGUACAGUCCCGCUCUUGAACUGCUACAAAAAACGGCAACAUUUGAGUUAGAGACAAAUCUUUUCUCAGUAUUAGCAAAGAGGAAAAGUAUGUGUGGAUGCUCAAUUGAAAUGGCUACUCCUGGGACUUACUUUAUCUCUUGUAGUGAACAGGUAGCUUGUUCCAGUCAAGGGAUCGUUAUAUGAAGUAUUUAUUUUUAUAAUGUUAUAUACCGCCGUAAUUGAUAUGUAACUACUAGUAAUCAAAGACCGUGAGAAAAGUUCGAUUCUUGUUUCCCCAUCUGUUAUAGACCUCAACAUAGCUGAGCACUAAGAGGCCAGAAGCUUCAUGUAUCGUUUUGUAUCCAGAUUGAUUUGACACUCUGACAUCAGCAUCCAUAUUUUCUAUACUAUUCUCGACACAUUUCCUCUGUUACUGACAAAGAGAAUCUGUUCAACAAUCACAGCUUCUCGGGUUGGCUAUCAUUUCCUUUAGUCUCGUGAUCUUAGUAAAUUACCUAGCAGUAUCACUGUGAGGAGAAAUUAGAUACUUGUCUCUCUUAUGGGUAAAGGGGUUAAAAGAUUCUUUAAAACCUUUAUCGUAACUUCUUUGUUGAUAGCCACUUAAUAAACUUGAACUGUUACUGUAUAGCUAGUCGUUU